UGAGAACUUUUCUCAGGAUUCUCUCAGUGUGGACGAUGAUUUGGGGUCACCAGAGGCUCUUCUUCUCCAUCACAGACACCGAAAUCUCCGAUCGAUUUCCUCCGAUCACCAUGUGGAAUCCUCUCCUGGGAUUGGCUCUUCUCCUCCGCGGUGUUCCCGCUCUCAGCAGUGACCUCUCCUUCCUCACGGAGCCGGCCGACGCCGUGGCGGUCCGGAAUCAGCCGCUGACCCUCCACUGCCUGGCGAAAGGGGAGCCGCCCAUCAACAUCACCUGGUACAAGGAUGGCGAGCCCCUCCCCGGCGCCGCCCCCCAAAUCCAGCAGCUCCGCAACGGGUCGCUCUGGAUCGGACACUUCCAGAAAAGGCAGCGAAACGCGUCGGGCGCCGGAGAGUACAGCUGCUCCGCCCAGAACCGAUACGGGAGGCUGCUGAGCCGCAAGGCCAAAGUCCAGCUGGCAUUUCUGUCUCACUUCCAUCUGAACCCCCAACCAAUGGGCGUAGCCGAGGGGGGAGUCGCCCGGUUCCACUGCCUGACCACAUCCGUCCCAAAAGCCACCAUAACCUGGGAGAGAAACCGUACGGUCCUGUCCACCUCCGACCCCAGGUACACCGUCCUCCCCGAUGGCAUCUUGCAGAUCUCAGGCGUAACACACGAUGACGUCGGCACUUACAGAUGUCUGGCUAGGAACCCGGCCAACAGCCGACACAGCAAGGAGGCGUGGCUGACUCUAGCAGACUCCACCAAUCCCAGUAACCAAGAACCGGUCAUUCUCUCCGGCCCGCAGAACCAAACUCUAACCAUCCACCAGACCGCCAUCUUGGAAUGCGUCGCCACUGGCAACCCGCGUCCAAUCGUGUCCUGGAGCCGACUGGACGGGCGAUCGAUCGGAGUGGAAGGGAUCCAGGUUUUGGGCAACGGAAACCUGAUGAUAUCCGACGUGUCCGUGAAGCAUUCUGGCGUCUACGUCUGCGCUGCCAACCGUCCGGGUACGAGGGUCCGGCGCACAGCUCAGGGGAUGUUAUUGGUCCAAGCGCCGCCAGAGUUUGUGCAAUGGCCGCAGUCGGUGAGCCACGCCCCCGGCGACAACACCACUUUCUCCUGCGAAGCGCGAGGGACGCCGGAACCCACUCUCGUGUGGUUGAAGAACGGGAAAUACCUAAGUCUCCAAAAGAACGCCAGACUGAGCGCCGACAACCGCACUCUGACCAUCUUCAGGGUCACCUCCGCAGACGAGGCCCUCUACCAGUGCAUCGCCGAGAACAGCGCCGGAACCAGCCAAGCCAGCGCCCGGCUGGCGGUCACCCUGCCGCCGGAUUCGCCAAAGGCCCCGGAGAGGGUGAUGGUCGUUCCCAUUUCUACUACCUCAGUCCGGGUGACGUGGGCCGAGCCCCCGCCGGAGGCCAUGGACGGGAUAAUCGGAUACGUUCUGCACAUUUGUAAAGAUGGAGACCCGAGCACUCAGGAGAUGCAGGAAGCUCUAAGUAAGACCACCUUCCAGCACACGGUGAACAAUUUGGACCCCUCCACGGAUUACGUCCUCUUCCUGCGGGCGUAUUCUCCCCUGGGGACCAGCCGGGACUCCCGAUCCAUCGUGGUCACGACACCCGGGAGAGUCCCUAGGACUCCGGACUUCUCGGUCACUGUGGUCAAUGAAAGUGCUGUGCAGGUCGGCUGGGACGCGGCCGCUGCUGGGGCGGCCGUUCGGGGUUACAGGCUGGAAUAUCGCAGGAUACCGUCCACAACCUUCCAGGGGGCUCAGACUCUGCCGGGAAACCAGACUUCCUUCGUCUUCUACGACCUUGAAUUGUCCUCUCUGUAUGAGAUCCGAUUGGUGGCUUUCAGCAGCGGAGGUGAUGGGAACAGCACUCAGCGAUUCGUCUCACUAAAGCCCAACUGGAACAUGGCACCAGAUCCAGCCCCGGCCUGUCUUUGUGAGGAAGGAGAGACGAUGUCCGGACUGGUACUAGGAAUCCAUAUUGGAGGGGCUUGUAUUGUCCUCUGUCUUCUCUUGCUCUUUGUGGUGCAUUGGAAGAGCCUCUUAUGCAAGACAAAGGCCAACUGGACCACCAGCCAUGUUGUGGAGAACAAGCAGAACCAAAACUUAAUGGUCGAGGAUGGGACUUCAGAAGAAGUGGAGGAGCUUCUUUCAGAGAAUCCCAUGACCAAGCCAGAAGCCGCUUUGCCUCUUCGAAGAGUUGUUGAUGUAGUAUGCCACAAAGACCAAAGUCAUGAACCAUCUCAAGGAUUUCAGAAAGAUCAGAGUCACGAACCAUCUCAAGGUCCUCAAAAAGACCAACGUUGCAAACCAUCUCAAGGUCUUCAAAAAGACCAAAGUCACAAACCAUCUCAAGGUCUUCAAAAAGACCAAAGUCGCAAACCAUCUCAAGGUCUUCAAAAAGACCAAAGUCACAAACCAUCUCAAGGUCUUCAAAAAGACCAAAGUCACAAACCAUCUCAAGGUCUUCAAAAAGACCAAAGUCACAAACCAUCUCAAGGUCUUCAAAAAGACCAAAGUCACAAACCAUCUCAAGGUCUUCAAAAAGACCAAAGUCACAAACCAUCUCAAGGUCUUCAAAAAGACCAAAGUCACAAACCAUCUCAAGGUCUUCGAAAAGACCAAAGUCACAAACCAUCUCAAGGUUUUCGAAACAACCAAAAUCUUGAACCAUCUCAAGGUCCUCAGAUCUGAACUGUAAUUCCUCACCUAUUCCUCAGCCACAAAAGCUACCUCACUAAAAAAUUUCAGAAGAUCUUUUAGAAACAAUGCUUUCUAUUCAACAAAAACUACCUACUUCAACACUUUAAGUUCGAUUGCUCUUGCAGAAUCCCACGACCAAGCCAGAAGCCGCUUUGCCACUUUGAAGAGUUGUUGACGUAGUAUGCCACAAAGACCAAAGUCAAGAACAAUGUUGCAAACCACCUCAAGGUCUUUAAAAAGACCAAAGUUACGAACCAUCUCAAGGUCCUCAGAUCUAAACUCUAAUUCCUCACAUAUUCCUCAGCCAAAAAAGCUACCUCACUAAAAAUGUCAGAAGAUCUUUUAGAGACAAUGCUUUCUAUUCAACAAAAACUACUUACUUCAACACUUUAAGCUCAAUGUUUCUUGCAGAAACCCACGACCAAGCCAGAAGGGUCUUUGACACUUCGAAGAGUUGUUGACGUAGUAUGCCACAAAGACCAAAGUCAUGAACCAUCUCAAGGUCCUCAAAAAGACCAACGUCACAAACCACCUCAAGGUCUUCAAAAAGAUCAACGUCACAAACCACCUCAAGGUCUUCAAAAAGACCAACGUCACAAACCACCUCAAGGUCUUCAAAAAGACCAACGUCACAAACCACCUCAAGGUCUUCAAAACGACCAAAAUCUUGAACCAUCUCAAGGUCCUCAAUCUGAACUCUAAUUCCUCACCUAUUCCUCAGCCACAAAAGCUACCUCACUAAAAAUGUCAGAUCUUUUAGAGACAAUGCUUUCUAUUCAACAAAAACUACCUACUUCAACACUUUAAGCUCAAUGUUUCUUGCUCUUGCAGAAUCCCACGACCAAGCCAGAAGCGUCUUUGCCUCUUCGAAGAGUUGUUGAUGUAGUAUGCCACAAAGACCAAGGUCACGAACCAUCUCAAGGUCCUCAAAAAGACCAACGUCGCAAACCACCUCAAGGUCUUCAAACAGAACAACGUCGCAAACCAUCUCAAGGUCUUCAAAAAGACCAAAGUCAAAAACCAUCUCAAGGGCUUCAAAAAGAACAAAGUCGCAAACCAUCUCAAGGUCUUCAAAAAGAACAAAGUCGCAAACCAUCUCAAGGGCUUCAAAAAGAACAAAGUCGCAAACCAUCUCAAGGGCUUCAAAAAGAACAAAGAGUUCCGAGGGCGCUUUUGGUUCCCAUCGCCGCUGCAGUGCGGACCAGGA
Messenger RNA from Rana temporaria (common frog), 3906 nucleotides. RefSeq names its product immunoglobulin superfamily DCC subclass member 3-like. Gene Ontology annotation, biological process: axon guidance; cell-cell adhesion. Gene Ontology annotation, molecular function: protein binding. The transcript has 14 exons. NCBI's taxonomy places the organism in Eukaryota, Metazoa, Chordata, Amphibia, Anura, Ranidae. The coding region runs from base 36 to 2690 and encodes 884 amino acids. The record is from RefSeq and is a predicted model, not a curated record. Gene Ontology annotation, cellular component: axon; plasma membrane.